This is a messenger RNA of Emiliania huxleyi CCMP1516, 1107 nucleotides long. RefSeq lists its product as hypothetical. Gene Ontology annotation, cellular component: histone deacetylase complex. The coding region runs from base 1 to 1107 and encodes 368 amino acids. The transcript is spliced from 2 exons. Gene Ontology annotation, molecular function: histone deacetylase activity. NCBI's taxonomy places the organism in Eukaryota, Haptophyta, Isochrysidales, Noelaerhabdaceae. Gene Ontology annotation, biological process: chromatin organization. The record is from RefSeq and is a predicted model, not a curated record.
AUGUCGUACUUCGCAUCGCCUGUGCACACGCCACCGCCGAACUGGCGCGGACAGGCAGAGCAUCCGGACCGUGUGACCACCGCGAUGAGCGCGCUGCAAGCAGCUGGCAUCACCACACGCUGCGAUUUGCUGCAGUGCGGCCGGGAGGCGAGCGACGAGGAGCUGCAGCGCGUGCACUUGCGCAAGCACCUCGACCAGUCGGCCGCUCGCGUCGCCGCCGCCGCUGUCAUCGACGCCACGAAGCACGUGCUCGGCGAUCACGGCCCUCGCCGAUCGUUUGUCCUGGCGCGGCCGCCGGGCCACCACGCGAGCCGCACUGGCGUGCCAGACGAGGGCGGCGAGGGUGAUUUUGCAGAGGGCGGCUGCUACUACAACUCAGUCGCGGUCGCGGCGGCAGCGGCGCAGCAGGAUGGCGUCGAUCGCAUCGCCAUCGUUGAUUUCGACGUGCACCACGGCAACGGCACGCAGGAGAUUUUCGAGUCCGACCCCUCCGUCCUGGUGAUCUCGCUGCACGCCGACCUUCGCUACCCGGGCACGGGCGCCAUCGAGGAGGUCGGCGAGGGCGCGGGCGCAGGCUUCAACGUCAACAUAAUGUGGGAGGGCUCCGCGGAUUGGCCGCCGCACUACGCGGACUACGCCGUCGCCGUCAAGCUCGUGGUACUGCCUAUUCUCCAGGCGUUUCGACCAGGGCUGCUGCUCAUCUCGGCCGGCUUCGACGCGGCCGAGGGCGAGGGCUUCCAUGCGAAGCUGGCGCCGGAGAGCUUCGGCGCGAUGACCGAGUCAAUGCUCACGGCGCUGCCGGACGUGCCCACCGUAGCGGCGCUGGAGGGUGGCUAUGUGCCGCCCAUGGUCGCCAGGUGUUGCGUGGCCGUCAUGGGCGCGCUGCUCGGCGACAAGGUGGACGAGCCCGAGGAGACCAAGAUCUCCAAGCUCAGCGAGAGCAAAGGCUGCAAGGCGACUUUGCUGAAGGUGGCCGAGGCGCACGAGGCGCAUUGGGGCGAGAGCGCCAACCUGACGGUCGCCAAGGUCAAGGCCUUCUUCGAAGGGCAGAGAGAGCGGCAGAAGGGCCUGCCGAAUGUCCGCGGUUCGAAGCGGGGGCGUGCCUAG